UUUAACUGAUCUCUCCUACCCAGGUCAUGUCUCUAAAUACACUGCAGAUACCAUCCUGUCCACACUGUCCCUCCCUCCAAAAAUGAGAGUUGUUAUUAACUACGAGCCAGACAACUCUGACAAUGGGAGGCAAUACUCAGAUGAAGAUGAAUGCAUAGAUAAUGGGGUAUGUGAAAAUGAAGACCACAAUGAAAUCCUGGAUGAAAGCACUSAUAGAUGUUUGGAGGAUCUAGGACUGUCAACAUCAGAGCAACAGCAACAGGAGGGUCUGCCACCUGCAGAGACCUCAGUGUUGGUUACUCCAGUACCCUGUGAUGAAUUGAACUUGGAUCGUUCUCUCAACGUAAUGGUGAAUGCUGACGAGCCAUCCCAGGUUCUUACCUGCACUGGCCAACCUCUGCAAGGACAUCAAGACGACCAAGUAGAAAAGGACAGCAAGCAGGUUGACAAGAAAGAAGAGGUGGUCAGAAAGGGAGACAAAAAGAAGGUGGUCAAAAAGGUUGACAAGAAACAAGAGCGAUCCCCUGCACCCCAAAACAGGACUCAUACAUGUGAGUGUGGGAAGGUUUUCAAAAAACCAUCACUGCUGACGCUACAUAUGGGAGUUCACACGAUGCCAUAUCAUUGUGACCAGUGUCCCAAACGAUAUGCUACUCCUGGGGCUCUGAAAAAACACCAGUUACUUCACACAGAAGAAAGAAUAUUUGCAUGUGAACGCUGUGACCGGAGGUACAGGAGUGCAUAUGAUCUCAAAGUGCACGUACGCAUUCACUCUGGGGAGCGCCGUCACAUGUGUACUAUCUGUGGUAAGAGGUUUACCCAGCAGUGUGCAGUAGUGAGACACAUGCGAAUGCAUGCUGGGGAGAAUAAUUAUUUAUGUAGCAAAUGUGGUAAGGCAUUUCUUAGCUCCGGAGAAGUGCGGCUGCAUACACGAACGCACACAGGAGAAAACCCCCACACCUGUAAACAUUGUGGAAAGGGUUUCAAAGCAUCUUGCCAUCUUACGGUUCAUCUGCGAUCUCACACAGGUGAGUGUCCUUACAUCUGCACCCAAUCCAAAUCUUUCACUACUUCAGACUCUCUUAGAAAGCACAUAUAUACUCACACUGGGGAGAAACCUCACCAGUGCUCAGAGUGUGGGAAAACAUUUACUCAAAGGUGUAAUAUGGUAAAUCAUAUGAGAAGAGUUUAAACUGGUUAAGAUUCUCCAAAAGCACUCCAACAGAAAGAAACACAGAACGUUUAUUUCAAACUCAAAGCAUUUUUACAAGACUAUGUAAUAGGUAAUUCCAAUCGAAAUAUUGAUUGGAAUUAUUGAGACAAGAAAUUCCAUGUAUAAUCCUGUUUUAAAUACAUGGUUUUACAGGUCCUCUUUUGUAUAUCAGAUUAUCAUAUCAAAACAUGUUUUCCAUUAAACUUCAAAUCAAGGUUUGUCACAUCUACACAUGAUAUUCGCACUGCAAAUAAUGAUUAGAAGUGGGAUGAUGAUGACAUUUACACAAUUUAAACUGUUUGACCAACCAGAUUCCUUAACACUUGUAAGAUAUGCAUAUACAAAGUAUCCCGACUACCUCCAGAGGUCUUCAGGAAGAUUUGAUCACACUCAGUUCACUAUGCGUCAAUUGAAUUGGCUACAUGAGUUUAUUUCCAAAAUGCUAUAUCCACCAAUUUUUCACAUUGGUAUUUUUUCACCUGAAAUUAUUGCUUGUGGGUAGCUUCAUGCUUGUGUCAAAUAUAACUGUUCUCAUAUUAUUCGUAGAUUUUAGAUGUAUAUUAAAACUAUAUAUUUUUUAAUGCAAAACACUAUA
Molecule: messenger RNA, 1808 nt
Organism: Salvelinus sp. IW2-2015
Lineage: Eukaryota; Metazoa; Chordata; Actinopteri; Salmoniformes; Salmonidae
Product: gastrula zinc finger protein XlCGF57.1-like
Biological process (GO): urogenital system development; regulation of transcription by RNA polymerase II; embryo development
Cellular component (GO): nucleus
Molecular function (GO): RNA polymerase II cis-regulatory region sequence-specific DNA binding; DNA-binding transcription factor activity, RNA polymerase II-specific
Source: RefSeq, a predicted model, not a curated record